This is a messenger RNA of Planococcus citri (citrus mealybug), 1374 nucleotides long. RefSeq names its product E3 ubiquitin-protein ligase TRAIP-like. The coding region runs from base 490 to 1041 and encodes 183 amino acids. Gene Ontology annotation, molecular function: ubiquitin protein ligase activity. Lineage: Eukaryota; Metazoa; Arthropoda; Insecta; Hemiptera; Pseudococcidae. The record is from RefSeq and is a predicted model, not a curated record. Gene Ontology annotation, biological process: replication fork processing; protein ubiquitination. The transcript has 5 exons. Gene Ontology annotation, cellular component: nucleus; site of DNA damage.
CGAGAAACAAAUACUCAAGAUUUAUCUGCCUUUCAAGUUUAGUUCUAUCAUUGAUAUUCGAAUGUAAAAAGUAUAAUUGUGUUUUAAUCGCAUUUUAUCGUUUUUGAUAUUAAAAUCAAUCGUUUUAAAGUCUCUCGAGUCUCUCGAGCCACAACCACAACAGUUUCCAUUUUUAUUUUUAUUUUUAUUUUUUUCGACUACUUAUUUGUUCGUGUCAAGUUUGAAUUUUUAAAUUUCUCGAUAAUUCGUUGUCAGUUUUUCCCUUCAAAUUCAGAACUCGUACCUACUUCGUUCUUUGUAAGUAACUAGAUGGCAGUUGUGCAGUUCAUUUCCGGUACUCAUCUUCGUUAUGUAGAAUGUGACACUACUGAUAACGUCAGAAUCAGAUAGAUAAGAAUGACAUUUCAUCAGCUGCAGAAUGAAAUUUUUAGUCUGAAAUUCGGAUUUCGGCUUCGAAUUAAUUAAACUUAUGAGCACUAAACUACAGAAAUGAAGCUAAGAUGUUUCAUUUGCCACGAUGAUUUAUUCGACACAGGCAGUGCAGAAGAUUCAGUCUGUUCAACAAGUUGUGGGCAUAGUUUUCAUUGCUUAUGUCUUAUGGAAUGGAUCCUAGAAAGUUCUAAUUUGAAUUCGUGUCCUAAUUGUCGUUCGAGCAUUACUCACGAAGAUAUAUUCAGAUUAGAUCCGUAUGUCGAAGAAUCACCGGUGCCAGUUUACGAAAACACGAGAAGCAAGACGAAACCGAAGAAUCUGCAGCUAGAUCUAUCGAUAUCGCGAUCAGAAUUAGAUUUAAAAGUUAAAGAAUUAGCCUUGAAGAAUUUAGAAUUGCAAAGACUGCACAAGAAACAGAAAGUUUCUAGUACAGAGUGUGAAAGACUGAGAUAUGAAAACGAUGCGUUGAAUGAGGAGAACGCGAAAUUAAAGGUGAAAUUGAAAUCCGAGCAGGAGAAAAAUGAGAUAAUAAGGUCUGAUCUUCGAAUUGUCGAUGUUAUCGAACUGGAUGAAGAUGUCGAAACAGAGGAACACAUCGAACCCGAGUAGAUUUGAAAUAAGUUUACUCAGUUUACUCGUACGUUGAUCGAAAUAAUUCAAAAAAAAAUUAAUCAAGGUGAUUUUUAGUGAUAUUUUUCUAUCAGGUGCUGUUAGUAGCAUUUAAGUUAAAGAUCAUAAGCUUAUUGUUAUUGUUUUAAAGCUAUUUUCUAUUUCUUUACCCAUAUUCAUGGAAGUUCCUUUUUUUGAUACGUGUUUUAAAAUUUAAAUUAGAUUUAAUCACUUUCUGUGAUCUAUUAGAUUAAGUAAAUAUUUAUUUUUUGAAGAACUUCUUCGUACCUGUUUUUAACGGUAAAAAUCGAAUUAUAAAAGCAUGAAUUUUAA